This is a messenger RNA of Ochlerotatus camptorhynchus, 1759 nucleotides long. Its product is annotated as laminin subunit alpha-5-like. NCBI's taxonomy places the organism in Eukaryota, Metazoa, Arthropoda, Insecta, Diptera, Culicidae. The transcript is spliced from 3 exons. The record is from RefSeq and is a predicted model, not a curated record. The coding region runs from base 303 to 1598 and encodes 431 amino acids. Gene Ontology annotation, molecular function: peptidase inhibitor activity.
GCGGAUCAGUUUGACGGUUGUAGUGCGAAAGUGAAGAUCGACGGAGCAGACGACACGACAAAAUCGACGAGAACACACUGACUGGAAGUGAUUAACAGUGCCGAUACGUGAGAACAUAGUUGGAAUCUGAACGGAAGAAUAAGGAAGCUUAAGGUGUUUCCGGCGGUGGUUGAUUCUAUCGAGUUGAUACAAACAAUAAGCCGAGUGUGUUAAUUUGAUAGAUCGAGAACAACUGGAGUCUCAUUAGAAGAGUGACAAAUUAGACGGGCCAGCGAGGAGGAGUGCAGCGCAGGAGGGAAACAAUGAGAUCAUUACUGCUAAUUGCGGCAGUGCUCGUCGCUGGAGCACUGGCCUUGGAAGCCGGCCAACAAUGUGCACCAGGAAGCACAUUCAAACUGGACUGUAACACAUGCCGCUGCUCGGUGGAUGGCAAGGUUAUGUCCUGCACGAGAAAGUUCUGCGUCCCGGAGGAGCAGGGGGAUGAUCCUAAGGUACAAUCGGCGGCAGCGGAGGAAGUGUCCAAUGGGCAGCAGGAUUUAGCUGCUGAAAAGGAGGAAGAGCACGUGCAUACCAACGGACAGGUGUGCACUCCGAACGAGGUGAAGAUGGAGGACUGCAACCGCUGCAAGUGCGCCGCCAACGGUAUUGGCUGGUUCUGCACGCGCAGAUCCUGCCCCCCGCGGGAGAAACGCUCAACCGAUGCUGUGCAGCCAGCCUUCCAGUGCACCCCGGGAUCAUCGUUCAAGAGUGCCGAUGGAUGCAAUGACUGUGUCUGCGGUCCAAGCGGUAUCGCUGCUUGCACGAUGAAGUUCUGCUUCUCCAAUACCAAAACGAAACGGGACGUUGCUCAGCAGCCACCGCAGAACAAAUGCGUUCCCGGAAGUUCGUUCAAGAGUGCCGAUGGAUGUAACGAUUGCUUCUGCACGGAUAAUGGCAUCGCAGCCUGCACGAUGAAGUUCUGUUUCUUCAAUCAACCAGCACCCAAGUCGAAACGCGAAGCAAUGCUUCCGGAGAAGCAAUGUGAACCAGGGAUCAACUUCAAGCAUGCCGAUGGAUGCAACGACUGCUUCUGUACGGAGACCGGUGUUGCCGCUUGCACGGCUAAACUCUGCUUUAUGAACCCCAGAACGAAACGGCAAGUAGCAAAGGCAGAUAAGCAAUGUGUAUCGGGUACUUCGUUUAAGAGCGCUGAUGGAUGCAACGAUUGUUUCUGUGGUGACAAUGGCAUCGCUGCUUGUACGAUGAAGUUCUGUUUCUUCGAUGAACCGGUUGUCAAUCGACAGAAGCGUGACGCAAGUGACAAUGAAGAAAAUUGCGUUCCUGGAACGCAGUUUUUGGACAAAGACGGAUGCAACACGUGCUUCUGCACUGAAACUGGCCAUGCGGCGUGUACGGAGAAGCUGUGCCUGACCAACCCACGCACCAGACGGUCGGCGGACAACGAAGAACUGCCCAUUUCGGAAGUUGCUCCCGGUGCUCCAGGCUUCACGUGCAAUCCAGGCAAGAGCUUCAAGUACCAAUGCAAUAACUGCCGGUGCGACACGGACGGACAGUCGGCGGCAUGUACGUUCAAAUUCUGUUUGCCAGGAGAGUACUAAAGUGUGAGGCGUCGUAAAUCCAGUACGUUAAGAUGAUUUAUUACCAUUUGUUAAGAUACCUCCUCGUUGUGUGCAGUUUGUGAAAAGCUAUAAAGAUGCUCUCUAGGAGAAGAGGACACCCAAUAAAGUUUAGUUUUGUUACAACUCUCAGUUCAUAACUA